AUGCAUAUUAAAGAGAUUUCUACACGAUGUUUUACUAAGGCAUCGUCGAAUGCUCUCUCCAACACACCGCCGGGAAGUCACAAGAAGUGCCGUAGGUUCGUGUCUCUGAUCAUUCUUAGCUUAUCGCCUUAUCUCCUGCGUCGUGUAACAUUGUAUGAAGGAAGCUCUGGUGGAUUUGGAAUAGCAAAAGUGUGGUUCGAUUCCGAUUUGAAUCCGAGGGGUUUGAAGGAAGAAGGGUUCGAAAGAAGAGGACUUUUGGUGGCACUUGCUGUUCAAGGGAUUACCGGAAUAUCGCCUGUUCGAUCAAGCCGAAAAUUAAGAGAAUUUUUUGCGAAAGCGAUAAAUAUCCUUUGCAUCGAUUACAUUCCAAUAUCCAAUCUCUUCUGCAGAAAAUUGAUAAACAAAAUGGUUGUCCCUGAUUUUUCUUUAGAUUACUUGGCCGACACUUUAAUCAAUCGCCUUGAUCGAAAAAAAAUAUUUCCACCUCAGUUAAACGAUCCCGAAAACCUGUUAUCGACCUCCUACAAUAGAAUGACUCCACCCACGAGGCCACCAAAUGGUUUCCUGCUUUGCCGCAAGAAUGUUCACCAUGAGGCCAAACGGCAAGGUCAAUGCAAUAUGCGUGUGAUAAGCAAGGUCACAGGAAUUCUCUGGCGAAACGCCACGGCCGAGGAAAAAGAGAUUUAUGAAGAGCUCGCCAACCAAGUCAGUUUUGUCUAUGCCCAAAGAUAUCACGGGGAUCCACAGAAACCACCGCAACCAACCGCACCGAAUUCUUGCAUUCUUUAUUAUCCAAUCCCACACACGAACUGUAUGGACGAAGCUUAUUCUUCUUCCUACUCCAAUUGCUACCACCAUGUGCCAACCGAUUUACCCGAAACAAUGUACGAUCACGUAUAUCAUCAGCUCCAGUUCUCAUACCUCACGCAAAAUGGCUUGUAA
Acaulospora morrowiae is the source of this 942-nucleotide messenger RNA. NCBI's taxonomy places the organism in Eukaryota, Fungi, Glomeromycota, Glomeromycetes, Diversisporales, Acaulosporaceae. The record is from the annotation of a GenBank genome assembly.